GCGCUUAAUUUUGUUGACAAGAUAUAUUUCACUAUGUAGACAAGCUACCAGGUCUUGAACAACGUCACUUAGGUCAUAUAGCCUAUUACACAAUCACGGGUUCUGGUGUUUUAGUCUGUAAUGUGUAAAAGUAAUUAUUUUCAGUCAUUCAGUCAUUUCAGUUAACUGUAUGAUUCAUAUUUGCUUAGAGGAACGUGAUGCAUUAUUUGACCGGCGCGUUUGUAUGCCUAUUAGCAUGAGAAAAUGUAAUCCAGUAGCCUAGGUUAGAAUUAAAAUACGGUAAAGUUUUGUAAAUUCAAAUGAACUUUUAAUUGGAAAAGAGACACAGUGCCCAUAUCCUUGCCUACGUGUUACCGGAAUAAUUAGGCUAUGGGAAGGAAUGAGUCCUACCUGAGUCACACGAUUAUAUGGUCAGCUGUUACAAUGUAGCAGGGCGUGUGUAACAAUGACUUGUAUAGUGAUGGACUUGCUCUUCAGGUUAAAGGGGGUGGGGGCGGUUGUCGAGUUACAAUUGCCUAGGUGCCACAAUAUUUCAUAAGAAUAGAUUGUUUACAAAGUGUACAAAUAUCACCUUCCAUGGGGAACUGUACAGUUUGUAUCUGUCUGACUGCAGUGAAAUGUACUCAUGACAAUAUUGAUCAUAGAGGUCCUGGCCAUUAGGGUCACCAUUACCUUUUUAUAAAUACAUGUAGGUAUAUUUAUAGAAUUCUAUUUCUAUUUCACUGUUGAAUUAAAUGGGUCAAGAUAACUUAAUAACUUACUUGUACAUGUAGGCCGAAAGCUAACUGUUAGAUGAUAUAUUCAUCAAUGUUACAAUUUUAAAAGUGACAAAAUAUACUUGAAAGACUUUUCUUUGUUACAAUGAAAGACCACCUGUUGAAGCAAUGGAUUGUGAUUAAGGUGUUGGUGUAGACUUGUCCUCCACCCAAAGCAGUUUAACAAUGUAUGUUAGCUGUUCCAUUGUUAUAGACAGCAAUGACUGACUGCUCUAGCUCCCAUUCUGCAUUUUUUCCCUUAAAAGGUGAGACCACGGUCAUUGUCAACACCUGAUUGUGAUUCUGUUGCCUUUUUGCCAAUACCUCCGUUACCCCUGGAUGUCUCCAUGGCAAAGCCAGGGCUCUGACCUCAUGGGAGAGUUCUUUUCAGUUUUCGAAAAUGUUGGCCAGAAGCGCUCUCUCGUGAUUUGAACAAAAGUGGUUGAUGAUUGAUGGGUUCCUCAAAUAAUGAUGAAUUUUAAGUGCAUCGGCACCUGCAGUUCCCGUGUCGCUCGGAGACUCCUCUAAUACAUGGAGGUGUGUCUCAGCAUGGCCACAGCCAAACCCUUCUGGGAUCCUCAUGAAACAAACAACUUGUACUUUUGCCUUGAUGCGGAAACCAUGGAACAGAAUUUCAGAACACACUACAGAGACUCCUCUAUGGGAUAUGAGGAAAGCUCCAUGCCAAGUUAUCAGGAGGGUGACCAGGUGGUCCCUUCAUUCAAAAGACUGUCUGUGUACGAGCCCAUUCCCCCGCACUCUUCUCGGAGAGCCACCAAGCCGCUACCUCCUCUCCCGGACCCGUCCGACCUGUCCUCAGAUGAAGGGGUGGACAACGAGGUGGAGUUCUUCACCAGCGCGGAUGACCGGCAGUGUCUGGUGCCGGAGCACCGCCCCAAGGCUCUGGCCUUUCGGUACGCUGCGCCCGGCCGCCGCAGCUACCGGGGCUGCGGUCAGGUCAACUAUGCCUACUACGAGGGCGCCAAGUCUGCCUGCACUCAGGGCCAAGAGAAACUGUACGCCCACAAGCAGCCACGCGAGCUGCCCCUGCCCAGAGACUGCGCCAGGCAGCCGGACCGGCCCCAGCGCCGGCUGCGUCGGACCCACUCCGGCCCCGCUGGCUCCUUUAAGACGGCCAGCCUGAGGCUGUUCGGCCACGGCCAGCUGCAGGACAAGCCCGAGGUCCCGCCGCGCGUUCCCAUCCCACCGCUUCCUGCCAAGAGCUCGGAGCUCCGCCACCGCUGGUCCGCAUUAGUCCCGCCGGCGCCGCCCAGUGACGGCGACGACGAUGACGACAAGCCGCCCCAGGUCCCCCCUCGGGAGCCCAUCCCACGGAGCUACGCCCGCACCCCGAGUCCCAAGAGCCUCCCCAUCUAUGUCAACGGGGUGAUGCCUCCCACACAGAGCUUCGCUCCCAACCCCAAGUACGUCAGCAAGGCCCAGCCCCGGGCCCCCCACAGGGCCCCUCACGAGGCCGUGACCCCAUCCCACAACCCCUGCAUACUGCCCAUCAUGGAGGACGGCAAGAAAGCCAGCACCACCCAUUACUUCCUCCUUCCCCAUCGGCCGGCCUACUUGGACCGCUAUGCCAGAUUUUUCAGGGAGACUGACUGCGAGACGACGGCUGAGGAGGGUUGCAGCUGAGAGCGGAGAUAUCUAUAACAGACAGAACUCAUCCGUCCACUUGAUGUAAAAAAAAGGACACAACGAGCUCUUAUAAACCUAUAUUUGUACAGGUUCCUCAACUCAUAGCUCGCUGAUGCCCCACACUACUUAGGGUAUUGUAAAAUAACUGACAUCACAUUUGCUGGAAAUUCACCAAGCCAAUUUUUUUUCCCACUUUUUAAGUUUCAUUGGCCAGUGUCACCUUCUUUUCAUAUUUAACCUUUUUGAUUUUACUGCAUCAUCAUGACAAGUAUUAAAAUUAUGAUUUACAUUUAUUCUAUUUUAUAUCAUAGUGUUUGAAGAUAAUGGUUAAGUGUAUGCAAAGAGUGUCAAAAGCUGGUAUAAGCUGGUCUUCUACCAAAACAUUUUCAUUGUUCAACAAACUGCUACAUAAGAAGUAUUUUAGUAUGGUGCUUUGUACGACAUGAAGUAGUUGUUCACGUUAGUGUGUAACUUAGCUGUACAGAAUGUCUGUGUCUACCAUGUCCAUGGUAAGAAUAUAAUGGCAAACACUAUGAGCUGUUUAGAUGGUGUUGAUCCGUGUAUUAUACUUUAUAACUUAUCACUACUGAUCACUAGCACUCAAGGUGCUUUUUUUGUUUUUGUUUUUAUGAUUAAUCGUUGCAUAUUUAUGAUGGUCAAGUAUGUCAAGUGGAUACAGUUGUUUUUGCAAGUCAUUGAAGUUGCAUAAUUGUUUUUUUUGUCUAGAUGCUCUUGCUAUAUACUGUCGGUUAAUGGUUGACUGGUACAAACAUGUUUUGUUAAUGUUAAUAUGAAGAAUAAUUUACGUGUAAGUGCUCAACAAGGGGGGCAACAGAACGAGUUUGCUCUGAUAGUCACUGCAUCAUAACUAUAUGAAUCAGGACUGCAGCAAGCAGUCAUGCACAAACGACCAUUUUUGCCUUCUUAAUGUGAUUCAUGAAUCUUCAUGAUCCCUGAUGUCUCUCUCCACUUGGCACCUCAGUGCCUGGGUUGAAGAAUUAUUUGUUAUAUAGUGUUUUUUCCACGUCUGAUUUUGAUUUUGACAGUGGUCUACAAAUUAAAUAAUAUAUUCUAAUUAUUUUUCUCUUUUGAGGUCUCAGUGGUUUACAUUAGUCCUCAUGUUUCUCUCUGUUCACAGUGGAGUUUUCAUACAUCUUAAAUGAAGGAAUAUGUUUUAAAUAUGUCGAGCGUUUAUGUAUGUUGAGUGUUGUCUGAACAUAUGUACAGUACCCCUGCUUUUGGGGAAACAUGCAAAACACUAUAUUCAUUAUAUAUUUAAGGCAAUAAAAUAACUUAUCGUCAAA
This is a messenger RNA of Alosa sapidissima (American shad), 3706 nucleotides long. RefSeq names its product ERBB receptor feedback inhibitor 1. Lineage: Eukaryota; Metazoa; Chordata; Actinopteri; Clupeiformes; Clupeidae. The record is from RefSeq and is a predicted model, not a curated record. Bases 1287 to 2399 code for a protein of 370 amino acids. Gene Ontology annotation, biological process: negative regulation of epidermal growth factor receptor signaling pathway; regulation of keratinocyte differentiation. Gene Ontology annotation, cellular component: extrinsic component of cytoplasmic side of plasma membrane. The transcript has 4 exons.